AUGUUCAACGAGACUAAUAGCAAGGAGAAAAAGAAGUGCGAAGAUGAGUCUUCAUCAUCAUCUUCUUCCUCGUCAUCUUCAUCAUCUUCAUCGUCAUCAUCUUCAUCAGAAGAAGAUGGCAAUAAUUGUAACAGGAAUAAGGAAAAAGAUGAUGACAGUUCUUCAUCAUCUUCGUCCUCAUCAUCUUCUGAGGAGAAUCACGAUUCAAAAAAAUGCGCGGAUUCUGAAGAAAAAUUAAAUCAUCACCAUAAAAAAGCAAGUCAUUUGAAGAGAAAAAAAGACAAU
This is a messenger RNA of Brenthis ino (lesser marbled fritillary), 285 nucleotides long. The record is from the annotation of a GenBank genome assembly. Lineage: Eukaryota; Metazoa; Arthropoda; Insecta; Lepidoptera; Nymphalidae.